This is a messenger RNA of Platichthys flesus (European flounder), 3425 nucleotides long. RefSeq names its product anoctamin 10a (gene ano10a). NCBI's taxonomy places the organism in Eukaryota, Metazoa, Chordata, Actinopteri, Pleuronectiformes, Pleuronectidae. Gene Ontology annotation, cellular component: plasma membrane. Bases 205 to 2211 code for a protein of 668 amino acids. Gene Ontology annotation, biological process: chloride transmembrane transport. The transcript is spliced from 15 exons. The record is from RefSeq and is a predicted model, not a curated record. Gene Ontology annotation, molecular function: chloride channel activity.
UAUAGAGAUAUUAAGUUUAUACACCAAUCUGACUGUUCACACAUCAGCAGCUCAGCCGCCCCGAGGCAGGAGCCCACAUACAAACACACACACUCACACACACACAUAGAUCAGGGUGAGAGCCAAUGAAGAGAGAAGAGAGAGAAAGAGUACAGAGCUAUACAGAGUGCGAGCAAGAGAGAUCAGGGCACUCAGGCAGAAGGUAUGUCGCCAGAGACGCCAUCAGUAGACAGCAGUGGCUCCACGUUCACUCCUCUGGUGGUGGUGGAUCUGGCCUCAGAUACCAAGGAGGAGGCAAUUGGAUGGCUGCUGGGCAGGAUAAGAGACAAACAGCAAAAUGGAGGUGCUGAAAUGCUGGUGGAGCAGCUGGGCCCUGGGAUCGGGGCUCAGGAGAAGGAAAACCCCAACAUGUUCCUGGUGGGGGCCUCCUGGCAGAGGCUGCUCUCUGGUGCUGAGGAGGUGGGCCUCUUCAAGGAGUUCAGUGAUGGAUCCAUGAGGGCGUUCACCUACAACAACAAGCAAAACUUCAAAGACUUUAAAGGUGAUGGAGACAGUUUCCUCAGCAUGGCCGAGUGCCAGUACAUCAUUAAACAUGAGCUGGACACAUUAAGAGCCAAAGAUGAAACUCAUGUUCCAGGAUACACGCAGGUCAAGCUCUACCCUGGGAAGUCCAUCGUUCGCAGGAUGCAGUCCAAAGGGAUCUUGAUCCAACUGUUUCCUAUCCACGAGAGGGAGGAGCUGAAGAGACUGUCUUUCUCCUGGUACAAGAAGGUGAAGUUGUCCCUGCAGCCUCUUGAUGACAUCAGGCACUACUAUGGUGAAGGCCUGGCCUUCUACUUUGGCUUCCUCGAGUACUUCACCUUUGCCCUUCUGCCUAUGGCCCUCAUCGGAGUACCUUACUAUCUGUUUGACUGGGAGGACUACGACAAAUAUGUGGUCUUUGCUGUGUUUAACUUGGUCUGGUGUACUGUUAUCCUGGAGUUAUGGAAGCGGGGCAGUGCCUCACUAGCUUACCGCUGGGGCACACUGAGCAGGAAGAUAGCCUUUGAAGAACCUCGGGCUGGUUUCCAUGGUGUCCUUGGGUUCAACCCUGUGACGGGCCGCGAGGAGCCACUCUACCCCAACGCCAAGAGGCAGCUGCGUGUCUACCUUGUGUCCCUGCCCUUUGUCCUGCUCUGCAUCUACCUGUCCCUCUACGUAAUGAUGAUCUACUUCCAAAUGGAAGGAUGGGCACUGACAGUACACGACGAGGAUCCAACAUUCUGGACCGGCAUACUGUUGUUCAUCCCCAGUGUUAUCUACGCUGUGGUCAUAGAGAUUAUGAACCUCAUCUACAGAUAUGCUGCGGAGUUCCUCACAGAGUGGGAAAAUCAUAGACUAGAGUCUUCAUAUCAGAAUCACUUGGUCCUCAAAGUACUAGUUUUCAACUUCUUCAACUGCUUCGCCUCGCUCUUCUACAUCGCCUUCGUCAUGCACGACAUGGUGCUGCUCAGACAGAGUCUAGCCACCUUGUUGAUCACCAGUCAGAUCUUGAAUCAGUUCAUGGAGGCCUUCUUGCCUUACUGGCUCCAGAGGAGACGUAACAAGAAGAUGAUCCACAAAGUCCAGAAGAGAAGAACUCUCGAGGACGUAGAGCUCCCUUUAGCCGACCAGGUUCGCCUGGAGGCAGAAAUGAGCACGUACUUGGGUACAUUUGAUGACUACCUGGAACAGUUCCUGCUGUUUGGUUAUGUCAGUCUGUUCUCCUGCGUCUACCCUCUGGCUGCCGUCCUGGUGGUGUUGAACAACAUCACUGAGGUUUACUCUGAUGCCUUCAAGAUGUGCCGUGUGUUUAAACGACCCUUCUCCGAGCCAGCAGCGAACAUAGGAGUCUGGCAGCUCGCCUUUGAGGCCAUGAGCGUGAUCGCUGUUGUGACCAACUUUGCACUGAUCGGGAUGUCUCCGCAAGUCAAGGCUUAUUUCCCCGAGUCAGACACCCAGCUCAUUCUGUGGACAGUGGCUAUUGAGCACGGACUGCUGGCCAUCAAGUUCAUCCUGACCUUCCUCAUCCCAGACGUUCCCAAACACAUCCAGAUCAAACUGGCACGUCUGGAGUUCGAAUCACUGGAGGCCUUCAAGAAAAAGAGGCAGCUCCAUGGAGGAAAAUGCUCGAGGCCUCGGAGCUCCGGAAGGUGGUGCAGUGAGGAGGAGAGAAGAGCGUUCCGAUACUGACGGACCUCCGGCGCCCCCCCCCCCCCCCCCCUCCACAGCUUUAACACAGCAUUCUAUUGUUUACACUGAUGUGCUGCUCACACACGUUCAUAGUUUCUUUAUUAUAGCCAAUCAAAAGCUUUAUUACGUCUGGUUGUCUGCACAGGCGAGCUGUGUAUAUCUGCAGGAGCGUGACAGCACCACUGAGGUUACACAUUUGUGCGCCACACGUGUUGCUCUCCAAAUGAAAUGUACUGUAACGAGCUGCAGUGUUAACAUGGGAGGAAUGGAGAAGAGUUGGUUGAAGCCAGGUGUUCAAAUCACAGAGGGAUGCUGUUCUCUGACUAAAUCUACUGUAGCAAACAUAGAGUUUAUAUCAGGACCUGAAUGACGAGUUGUGUGUUAUGUGUGUUUCCUCCCUUCAGUCCAUCUACACUAAUGGUGACUAAUGACUGUGUCUACCCAAUAACCUGCUGCUCACUCUUCACUGUAAUAAGUGAUGCUGACGUCGCCCAGUAGCACAUUCGCUGCUUCCUCUCAUCAAGUAUGGAAGCUGAGAAUGUUCAUAAAGAUUUGAAUGUUCUAAGCAAACCGAUGCUUAUUAUAGUGUUUUACCAUAUUCAGUCUCUCCUGUCUGCUUUGAUAUCCUCUGCUUUGUUCAUGCUUCACACAUUCAGGAAGAAAUUGAAACCACUGCACCUGAUUGGAUCAGAGCUUUGUCUUGAAGUGGUUCUGUUGUCUCCAUCAUGUGAUCAAACAGAAAACCUGAACAUUAACAGUCUACCUGAAUUUCUAAACCUGAGUAAAAAAUAUAAAAAAAAAUGUAACCAAAGCGGACGAAUUCAAGCUUUGAAAAUAUACAAAGUAUUUGAAGUAAAAAUGAUAAUUGCUAUGAAUGACGCGGUAUUGAAAAAGUAAGUGUUUAGUAGUGAUUAAUAAUCAGUCAUGUGCUCUGUAACUUGUGCGAUACAAAUCAUCCUUGCGUCUGUAUUGGAGAAAUCAUGGCAACAAACCGUCGACUUGAUGUGUCUUAUCUCAGCAUGUGAUGUGAACAGGGUCUUCUCUUCUAAUCAGUAUCGGUUUGUUCCUUCCUGUCAUAUAUUCGUGUAACGCCCCUGGUGCCUUGAAAUGCAAUGCCUAUCUGAAUAUUAGGUUUUAUAUGCACUGGACACAGUCCACUGGUAUUUACAUCAACAAGUGAAGAUGUAGAGAAUAAAAAGUAGAUUGAAAGCUGA